AUGGCCCAUGUCGGAAGUAGUGGCCUCUGCUCGGCAUCCAUGCUGGGCGAGAAGCCAGCGGUGAGUGUGGCCAGCAGCACAGCCUUGGCCAUUCGGAACUCCACGAUAAUUGCCCACAGGCUGUCCAUUUAUUUGCCACAGCUUCUGCUGCCCUCGAGGGAUCCCCAAAAGCUCAUUACGGAAAUCAAUUGCCAUGUGGCCCAGUUUCGGGAGCUGCUCAUCUUUAUAGGUCAGGCCAGGGAUUCCCCAGAGCUGCGCGAGAAGAUCAGAAAGCUGAGACGUAACUGCGUGGACGCCUGCAAGCACACCGCUCAUCUAAUUACACCACAGCCGCGUCACUGCCUGGGCAGUCCCAGUGAAAGGAUGCACUUGACUCUGCUCUUUUACCUCACCCAGCAAUUCCAGCAUGAAUUGAUAAAGAGUUAUCGGUUGAUACAGCUGGUGCCUCUGGAUAUGACCGAGUAUUAUGCUCCCUCUCGAACUGCUCCCUCCAAUCUGGGCAACGUGAUAAGCCAGAUAUUGCUUUGUAAACAGAUCAAUCCCGAUUUCCAGCAAGAGGAAUUGUGUAGCAUUGUCAAAGACUCACAAGAGUUGUCAGAGCUCUUGGAGGAGCUGCAAGCCCAUUUGCCCAUGCAAGAGAUUUCUCCCGAAUUCGACCUUGAUCCGGCACAGAAAUCUGAAAGCAGUCUCGUCUCACUCAACACUCCGACUUGGUACGUCCGCCAACGUAGAAGAAGCUGCAAGAGCCGGAGUCGCAGUCUAUGUUGCUGCCUGGCCAAAAGUCAUGCUAAGACCCCUUAAGGGAGCUCUUUUCCAAUCAAAACCAAUCU
Drosophila serrata is the source of this 830-nucleotide messenger RNA. RefSeq lists its product as uncharacterized. NCBI's taxonomy places the organism in Eukaryota, Metazoa, Arthropoda, Insecta, Diptera, Drosophilidae. Gene Ontology annotation, biological process: vesicle-mediated transport. The record is from RefSeq and is a predicted model, not a curated record. Gene Ontology annotation, cellular component: membrane.